Messenger RNA from Mesoplodon densirostris (Blainville's beaked whale), 516 nucleotides. It is a transcript of the gene TPPP2, whose product is annotated as tubulin polymerization promoting protein family member 2. Gene Ontology annotation, biological process: microtubule bundle formation; positive regulation of protein polymerization; microtubule polymerization. The record is from RefSeq and is a predicted model, not a curated record. Gene Ontology annotation, cellular component: microtubule. Gene Ontology annotation, molecular function: tubulin binding. The transcript is spliced from 3 exons. NCBI's taxonomy places the organism in Eukaryota, Metazoa, Chordata, Mammalia, Artiodactyla, Ziphiidae. Bases 1 to 516 code for a protein of 171 amino acids.
AUGGCAUCAGAAGCAGAAAGAACAUUCCAGCGGUUUGCUGUCUUUGGAGGAUUGUCAAGCAGUGGCACUGAAAUGAACAGCAAGAACUUCUCCAAGCUGUGCAAAGACUGUGGCAUCAUGGAUGACCAGAGGGUCACCUCCACUGACGUGGACAUCGUGUUCAUCAAAGUCAAGGCCAAGAAUGCCCGAACCAUCACUUUCCAACAGUUCCAGGAAGCAAUGAAAGAACUGGGCCAGAAGCAGUUCAAGGGGAAAAGGCUGGAUGAAGCCCUGGAGAACAUUUAUAGACUCGUGGAGGGCAAGGACCCAGCUACCACUGGUGUUACUAAAGCGACGACGGUGGGAAGGGUGAGCCAGCUGACGGACACCAGCAAGUACACGGGCACCCACAAGGAGCGCUUUGACCAGAGUGGCAAGGGCAAAGGCAUCGCGGGACGGGAGGACAUGACUGACAACUCAGGCUACGUGAGUGGCUACAAGGGUGCUGGCACCUAUGAUAAGAAGGGCAGCAACUAG